Molecule: messenger RNA, 8549 nt
Organism: Hippopotamus amphibius kiboko
Lineage: Eukaryota; Metazoa; Chordata; Mammalia; Artiodactyla; Hippopotamidae
Gene: ZNF250
Product: zinc finger protein 250
Exons: 7
Coding region: 2977-4647 (556 amino acids)
Biological process (GO): regulation of DNA-templated transcription
Source: RefSeq, a predicted model, not a curated record
GGAGACCCUGGGAGCCACCCACCGCAGACCGGGGACUGGGAAUGUCUGUCAUGCCUGUCACUGUGGACGAGGGUCUCUGGAAGGAAGGCUUUUUUUUACAUCAAGAUCAUCAGCAGUUCAAGCAAGAGUGAUACUGAAGGUACUAAAGCCUAGUUUACAAAGCAAAAUAAUAACAGAGGUUAAAUCCUAAGCUCCUUGUGUCUCUGAAGUCCUGUUUUUAGUUCCCGUCCCUUAGUCACCACCUGAGCCAGACUUCUCUUCGCAGAGUCUCACUGCAGUGUGACCACUGCUGCAGAGAAUGUUGGCCUGUUCUGGUUUGGUUUGUUAUUCCCUGGGGAGAUUUCCAAACGUAAUGAAAUUCCUGCAUUUGAAGAGUGAUGGUGAACCCUGGGUGGGUGGCUGGGUCCGGUGGGUGGUUGGGUCGCUGUUGCGGGCACCCCUGGGGUGGGUGCUUUUUGUGCUUGCCCCUGUGUUGGGGCAGCAUGGGCUCCCUAGGCAGCUCCUUAGAGCCAGUUCUGACCCUCGGUGGUGGUGAUUCCAGCUCUGGGGACCAUCUGAAAAGGAUUUGUCCUGCCCACCUGUUCUCCCUGAUGCCUGGAGCUCUGGGAAUGGAGGUGGGCGUGGCCUGGUAAAAGCCGGGUUCAGCCCAGGUGGCUCUGGUGUCCUCCCAGCCGUGUCGGUUAGCAGCCUGCAGUGUUUUCUGCAUAUUUUUGCAUCUGGCACAGACUUGUUACAGGGGACCCAGACCCUCUUGUCUACCAAAGUGCAAGUAAAGAAAAAUGAAAAACCAGAUAGUAUCGUUUUUUAAAUUUGUUUUCCCUAUCUUAUCAGAAUGUUUCUUCUUCCAUUUGGGCUGCUAUAACAAAGCCUCACAGACCGGGCAGCCUGUAAAGCCACAGAUGUUGAUUUUUCACAGGGUGGAGGCCGGAUGUCCAAGGUCAGGGGUCCAGCAGGGUCGGGUGAGGCCCUUUCCCUGGCUGCAGACUUCUGUGUCCACACAUGGAGGAGGGGGUGAGGGAGCUCUGUGGCGUCUCUUAUCAAGGGGACUCCACCUCCUGACCUAAGCACCUCCCAAAGGCCACACCUCCUAACACCCUCACAUUGGGCAUCAGGAUUUCAACACAUAACAUGCAUUUGGGGGACACGGACAUUCAGAGCAGAGCAACCAGCAUACUUUACGAUACGCUUUUUUUCUUUGGCAACUCGCAGACGUUAUCCGAGGCAGAGGUCUUCUGCUCUCGUGCUUUCCUGGGACCCACUGCAGGUGGGAAUCUUGUGCCCUUCUCCCUCUCCACCCCUCUGUGCCUCGGGCCAACACUGGGUUUGCGUUAAUCUAAUCGGAUGAGGUGACACUUAGUCAAGUGCUCUCAUUAACCUCACCGUCCUCACAAGGCCCUCAGAGGGGGUGUGACGUCUCUUUGUCACUGGUGUGGACAAGGCUCACACCUCGUGGCCCUGGGUCAUUGUCUGUAAAACAGGAGCAUCGUGGACAUGCUCCGUAUCCCGUGCUUUUGCUGAUGCAUCUGGCCACCUGGUGCAGCCUGAACAUUGGUCUUAGCAGCUGGAGGACUGGUGUGUGGAAGCACCGUCCUGGAGCCUCACAGGGGAUUCGAACUCAAGGGCUGAGACUCAGCUCACUGUCUUUUAAAUGAAACCACACACCUGGGCUCGGGACUUAGUGAAGCUCAGGUUCUCUAUGUCUCAGCGCAGAAGGAAUUCACAGCAAGAGGCAAAGUGAUAGGUGAGAAGUGGAUUUAUUUAGAGAGAUACACAUUCCUUAGGCAAAAUGUGGUCCCUCUCAGAAGGCGAGAGUGGCCCUGAAGUGUGGGGUGGUUAGUUUUUAUGGGCUGGGUAAUUCUAUAGGCUAACAAGUGGGAGUAUUAUUACAACUUUUUAGGGGGAGAGGCAGGGGCUCCCAGGAAUUGGGCCACCACCCACUCUUUGGCCUUCAUAGUGGGCCUCAGAACUGUGGGGCCUGUGGGUGUGUCAUUUCGCUGGUGCAUUACAGUGGCCAUAAAAUGAGGCUCAACGUCUGCUGGAGGUCACCUUCCACCAUCUUGGGCCCAGUUGGUUCUACCCAGUUCCUGUCGUAUCUGACAUCUGCACUGUUCUUUAAGGACUGUGCUCUGCCCCCUUCCCUCUGGGUUUCACGUCCAUUCCAGGAGGGCGUGCACUGCCUAAGGGCACAUCUGCUGCACCUAAAUAUGCCAGGUGAUUUUCUUACCUGAGAAAGAGCGCAUCAGAAACUCCACUUCCCCAUUGCUGCUGGCAGUAGUUGUUCACCUGGCACUUGUUGCUGCUCUGAAGGGUGGAGUGUGGUCUCAUUGCUCCUGUACUUUCUUUUUCUUUUUUUGAGAAAGUAUUUAUUUACUUAUUUUUAUUUUUGGGCUGCGUCGGGUCUUCGUCACGGCACACGCGUGUGUCGGAGUGCGUGGGCUGGUUGUGGUGCAUGUGCUCAGUAGUUGUGGCGCACGUGCUCGGUAGUUGUGGCACACAUGCUCGGUAGUUGUGGUGCACGUGCUCGGUAGUUGUGGCGCACGUGCUCGGUAGUUGUGGCGCACAUGCUCGGUAGUUGUGGCUCACGUGCUCAGUAGUUGUGGCAGGCAGGCUGAGUUGCCCCACGGCGCAUGAGAUCUUAGUUCCCUGACCACGGAUUGAACCCGUGUCCCCUGCUUUGGAAGGUGGAUUCUUAACCACUGGACCCCCAGGGAAGUCCGUGCUCCUGUGACCGGAGGGUGGGGUGACCCACCGUCCACAGUAGACAACGAUUUGGCCACGUGGAGGUCAUAGGAGACCCUGACGGGGGCUGCUUGGGCUGGAGGGGAAGGAGCCCACACGUUGGAGCGGCUGGACAAGGCUGUGCGGAGGAUGGCUGGCCAGAGGGAUGGCAGGUCUGGGUGACCCGCGAAGGCCGGGGAGGCAGCCCCACAGGCUCCUCUGAUUUCCAUCUUCCUCAGACACCCCAGGGACCAGGUGAUGUCAGCAGCCAGGCUCCUGCCGCCACCGGCGGUGCCCCAGGCCAAGGUGACCUUCGAGGACGUGGCCGUGCUACUCUCCCAGGAGGAGUGGGACCGCCUGGGCCCUGCUCAGCGGGGCCUCUACCGACAUGUGAUGAUGGAAACCUACGGGAACGUGGUCUCCGUGGGAAUUCCAGGAUCCAAGCCCGAGGUGAUCUCUCAGCUGGAGCGAGGAGAGGAGCCAUGGGUCCUGGACAGGCAGGGGCCUGAGGGGCGCAGGGGCCUGGGCAUUGGCCGCGCAGACAACCUUACAUGUGACCACAUGACAGCUUGUGUGCAACAAGACAGCGUGUCUUGUCCCUGGGGAUGUGAAAACAAGGAGCAGGACCAGAAUAGAGACUUGAGCCUGAGGCCGCUCACUUCAGAGGAAAUAUCGAUGAUUCUGAGGAAAACACCAGCCGAGUGGAGUGAGCAGGGAAGUUACAAACCCGAGCAGAGCUUCUGUCUGAGUCCCAGCCCUGCCAGCCCCCCUGAAGGCCGAGCCUUGAGUCAGGGCGUGCCUGUCACUCAGCGCCCGGCCAUUCCUGGUGGGGAGAGACCCUACCGGUGCAUGGAGUGUGGGAAGUGUUUUGGGCGGAGCUCCCACCUCCUCCAGCACCAGAGGACCCACACCGGGGAGAGGCCCUAUGUGUGUAGCGUGUGUGGCAAGGCCUUCAGCCAGAGCUCGGUCCUCAGCAAGCACAGGAGGAUCCACACAGGCGAGAAGCCCUAUGCAUGUCACGAAUGUGGAAAGGCCUUUCGAGUGAGCUCAGAUCUUGCUCAGCAUCAUAAGAUACACACAGGGGAGAAGCCACAUGAGUGCCUCGAGUGCCGCAAAGCCUUCACGCAGCUCUCACACCUCCUUCAGCACCAGCGCAUCCACACGGGGGAGAGGCCGUAUGUGUGUGGUGUGUGCGGCAAGGCCUUCAACCACAGCACCGUCUUGCGCAGCCACCGGCGGGUACACACUGGAGAGAAGCCACAUGAGUGCGCAGAGUGUGGUCGUGCCUUCAGUGUAAAGAGGACGCUGCUGCAGCACCAGCGGGUCCACACCGGGGAGAAGCCCUAUACCUGCGGCGAGUGUGGCCGCGCCUUCAGCGACCGCUCCGUCCUCAUCCAGCACCACAGUGUCCACACCGGGGAGAAGCCCUACGAGUGCAGCGAGUGCGGCAAGGCCUUCCGGCACCGAUCCACCCUCCUGAACCACGAGCGCAUCCACACCGAGGAGAAGCCCUAUGGCUGCUACGCAUGCGGCAAGGCCUUUGUGCAGCACUCCCACCUGACCCAGCACCAGCGGGUCCACACCGGUGAGAAGCCCUACGUGUGCAGUGAGUGUGGCCACGCCUUCAGCGCCCGUAGGUCCCUGGUCCAGCACCAGCGGGUCCACACGGGCGAGAGGCCCUUCCGUUGCGCACAGUGCGACAAGGCCUUCAGCCUGAAGGCCACACUGAUCGUGCACCUGAGGACCCACACGGGUGAGAGGCCCUAUGAGUGCAGCCGCUGCGGCAAGGCCUUCAGCCAGUACUCGGUGCUGGUGCAGCACCAGCGCAUCCACACAGGCGAAAGGCCGUAUGAGUGUGGGGAGUGCGGCCGUGCCUUCAACCAGCACGGCCACCUGAUCCAGCACCAGAAGGUGCACAGGAAGCUGUGACCUUGGCUGCAUGCGAAGCUGCACUUGGGAACUAGGGUGCCCAGCUAGGGGAAGUACCCAUCAGUGUCACCAAGUGUCACCGAGACACUCACGGGAAGCACGGAAAGGUCUCUGGAAGAACUUAGGUUGCCUCAUUGGUUUCUCUCAACUUCUUGAAGUUACACUGCAGAGUAAUUACACAAUUAUAGUGAAUUUUGAUAAAGACAGUUACAACUCCUAAUUUAACAUUAGUUUAUUAGAAGUGAGGAACUAAAGGAAGUUACAGCAUAAGGAUUACUGUCACAGUAAAACUUCCUCACACCCCAAAUAAAGGGUUUUUUCUUAGAACGUUAUAUGCCUUUCCUAAAUACAACUGUUCUGAUUAUUGCACUUAAAAUUAGAAUGUUGGACUAUAUUUUCAGUAUUCUGUUAAGCACUACAGUGCUUUGUGGAUAAAAUAAUAUAAAAAAAGAUUGUCACCAAGUGUCAUCGUGUAUUGUGGCUGAAAAUCCUAAGUGUGUGGAGCCAGUUGUCUUGUAUGAAAAUGGGGUGGGGAGGGGGAAGACUAAAGAUUAAUUGGUGAAAAAUGAUAAAUUUAGAAAACCCUUUAUUUGGUCCUUUAACUUUAUUCAAGAUCAGAAGGGAUGGCCUAACUUAUUAGUGAACACUCAACUCAAAAAUGGAUCUUUUCCUCAAAACUUAUACACAAGAAAUCAUGGGAUGUCUUGUGCUUCUGGGCCCAUGUGGGCUUAGGAGGGGCCUUUACACUCAGAGCCCAGACCUCACACGUGCUACACCACGUGGGUGCUUUACACAUUAUGGUAUCUCCCAAAAAUGUUACUAAAAAGACAGUUCUUUGGCACAUACUUUUAAAACAAAAUUCUCAAAUAGCUUUUUGUUUACUAUUUCGAAUGUUGCUGUUCCUAUGAUUGAGGGUCUUUAUUUUUUACUCCUAGUUCCAAGAGAGUGUAGUAGCCAUUGUCAUAUACUGUGAUAAAUCUAGUUUAUUCAUAACUUUUAAAAGUUUUUUCUCUAUUGAGAAUAUUAUCAGCUUCUCAGGAGAAAUCAAGCACUAGAGUGUUGAUCCUUAGGUCCAUAGCAAUCACUGAUACAGAUGAAAGCUUGUUUUCCCCUCUCUGCAGACACUGCUGAGAGGAGCUGACAUCACUCAGGUGUAACAUCAGAGAGGAGCUGAGAUCACAGGGAAGCUACCAAACCUUUGCUGACUGAGUCCAUGACUGGAGUCUGACUCCCAGUGCCACUCAGAGCAGAGAGCCCACCACUACUUAGGACACAAUUCCUAAUCGUGUGGAAGUUAAAGAAAGAAAUAGUCAUGUUCGAAGACAAGGAUGCUCCCUCUCACCCAUUCCAUUCAACACAGUAUUAGAAGUCUUAGCCACAGCAGUCAGACAAGAAAAAGAAAUGAAAGUUAUCCAAAUUGGAAGGGAAGAGGUAAGGUUGCCAUUAUAUGCAAAUGUGAUACUAUAUAUAGACAACCCUAGACUCCACACAAAAACUACUAGAACUGAUAAUCCUAAAAUUUAUAUGGAACCAUAAAAAGUCCAGAAUUGCCAAAGAAAUCCUGAGGAAAAAGAACAAAGCAUGAGGCAUAACCCUCCCAGACUUGAGACAAUACUAUUGGUACAAAGCUACAGUUACCAAAACUGUGGUACAGGCACAAAAACAGACAUGGAUCAAUGGAACAGAACAGAGAGCCCAGAAAUAGGCCCACACACCCAUGGUCAAUCUUUGACAAAGGAGGCAAGAAUAUGCAAUGGUUAAAAAGAAGGAAAAAAAAAACAGUCUCUUCAGCAAGUGGUGUUGGGAAAGCUAGAUGCAUAUAAACCAAUGAAGUUAGAACCCUUCCUCUCACCACAAACAAAACAAAACUCAAAAUGGCUUAAAGACUUAAACAUAAGACAUGACACCAUAAAACUCCUAGAAGAGAACAUAGGCAAAACAUUCUCUGACAAACAGUACCUAAGGCAGUCAGUCUCCCAAGGCAAUAGAAAUAAAAACAAAAGAAACAAAUGGGACCUAAUCAAACUAAAAAACUUCUGCACAGCAAAGGAAACUAUAAGCAAAAACACCUACAGAAUGGGAGGAAAUGUUUACAAAUGAUGCAACUGACAAGGGCUUAAUUCCAAAAUGUACAAACAGUUCACAUAACUCAACAAAAAACAAUCCAGUUGAAAAAUAGAUAUUUCUCCAAAGACGAAAUACAGAUGUACAACAGCCACAUGAAAAGAUGCUCAACAUCACUAAUUAUUAAAGAAAUGCAAAUCAAAACUAUAAUGAGGUACCACCUCACACCAGUCAGAAUGGCCAUCACGUCUACAAACAAUAAAUACUGGAGGGGAAGUGGAGAAAGGGAACCCUCCUACACUGUUGGUGGGAAUAUAAACUGGUGCAGCCACUAUGGAGAACAGUAUGGAGGUUCCUUAGAAAACUAAAAAUAGAGCUACCCUAUGAUCCAGCAAUCCCGCUCCUGGGCAUAUAUCCAGACAAAAAUCUAAUCCAAAAAGACACAUGCACCCCUAUGCUCAUAGGAACACUUUUCAAUAGCCAAGACAUGGAAGCAACCUAAAUGUCCAUCGAAAGAUGAAUGGAUAAAGAUGUGGUCUAUUUAUACAAUGGAAUACUACUCAGCCAUAAAGAAGAACAAAAUAAUGCCAUUUGCAGCAACAUGAAUGCAACUAGAAAUUAUCAUGCUAAGUGAAGUAAAUCAGAAAGAAAGACAAAUACCACAUGAUAUCACUUAUAUGUAAAAUCUAAAAUAUGACACAAAUGAAGCUAUCAAUGAAACAAACAAAAUCUUGAACAUAGAGAACAGAUUGGUGGUUGCUAAGGGGGAGGGGGUUGGGGGAAGAUGGAGUGGGAGGUUGGGGUUAGCAGAUGUAAGCUUUUAUAUAUAAUGUUUAAUGGAUAAACAAGGUCCUACUGUAUAGCACAGAGAACGAUAUUUAAUAUCAUAUGAUAAACCAUAAUGGAAAAGAAUAUUUAAAAAAAGAAUGUAUAUGUAUCACUGAAUCACUUUGCUGUACAGCAGAAAUUAACACAACAUUGUUAAUCAACUAUAUUUCAAUUAAAAUAUACACUGGGUUGGCCAAAAUUUCCUUCGGGUUUUUCUGUAACAGCUUAUGGAAAAACUCAAAUGAACUUUUUGGCCAACCCAAUACUUUGAUUAAAAAAAAAGAAGAAAACUAACACUAUGUUGGGGAAAAAAAAGAAAGAAAUGGUCAUGUUGUCAAGAUGAGAAUAAAGGUCAGGCAAUUUCAGUUUACAGAGAUACUUGUUUGGAAAGACUAUCACAGGACAACUUGAGUUACACGUUGCAAAUCAUUCUGGUUGUUAAAUCCUACAAAUAACUUAGGGCUUUUGGGGAAAUCAUUCCAAAAUGUAUAGUUUUGCUUCCCUGCCUUGUCAAUGAAGUGCACUUACUCUGUCAUUCUGCCUUUUCUUGCUCUCAGCUGCACUGACCUGGGUGGUUAGCUGCAGUGCCCCCUCACUGGGAAGGAUCCCGGAACAUGCAUUUUUGCCACUUGCCUCUCCAAGGAGCAGAAGUAGCACAUGACCUGCAGGGACCUAAGGGCAGUCAGCCCUUUUUGACGUGGCAUCAGAGGCCAGGAUGACGUUUGGGGUCCCCCUCACCCUGGUAACAGCGUUCUCAGCCAUUAGCUCCCACCUCUGACUUGUCAGCAGCAUUCACACUUGUUUGGGUUUUUUCUGUUUUGUCUUUUUUAGUUUGAAGUCUUUGUAUUUUAUGUAUUUAAAUCUUUCUCUUAAUAUUAUUUCUCCUUACAGCUACCAAUAAUUUGACACUUAGUUCUCCUCGCAUUUUCUAUUAUUUGGGAAAUAUUUUAGACCAACUGGAAUUUGGUGUACUGUGUAUAAUCUGACAUUUUCCAAUAAAAAAAACAAUG